UCUCAGAGGUCCUUGAAUGCAGCACUAGCUUAUCUCAGUUUAGCUAAGCUAACAUAACUGUAUACUAUAAAGCAGCCUCAUUGUCUGCCAGCUAAAGCAUACCCACGGUAAGCUCCGGGGCAGUUAACAGAGUCAGUGUUUUAAAGUGCUCAGUUAGCUAGUGUUCGUUACAAUGUAGCUAACUUAGUAGCGCCGUACAAAGGAGCGUUCCACAGGGUUACACAAAGUUAAUGGUGUGAGUUAAGUAGCCCUCAGUUAGCUCAGGGUGGCAGCCAGCGGCUCAGCCAGCAGCGUGUUAAAGCCCCUCCACAGACAGUUCUCCGAUUCCACUCCUCUGCUGGCACUUAACACAGCGACACCUAAUCCAAACUUAAAGCGGCGAGAGGUUGCCAAAGCAGCACCAUCUCCACUCCUUCAAAACGGGACUACCUGCUCCUAUUUCUUCACAUUUGUGCUUGUUUUAAACGGCGGGCUUCAUCACCCGGAGCGCUUAUCCCCGAGCAGCCCGACAAGGGCUGCUGCUUGAGGAUAGUGGGGGCUCUCUAAUGAUCCCACCAUUCAUCCAAUGAACCCCUUUAACUCCAUGAAACCCUCCCUGCCUCCCACUCCACAAAGCACUGACGGCCCCUUCCUAAAUGAGCCAGUCUCCUGGCAACCAGGCACCAAUCAGCACGCAAGAUCUCUCUCUGUAGUAACCACAGUGUGGGGCGUGACCAAUCCCACACACAGCCAGGUGUUUGGAGCACCAAUGGGCCCCGGUGAGAGUUCUGGUGGUCACAUAAUGCCAGUUGGCAGCCCAGGGAUGGGCGGCAGCAUGGGCUCCCAGUUUAUAGGCCAGCAGUCAUACGGAGAUGGCGUGUCUAAAGGCUACGGCCAGCCAGUCAUGUAUGGACGUCCCAGCGCCGCCUACAACCCAGCUUCAGCAUAUGGAGGAAGUUACUCUGGUAACGGUGGAGGUGCCGGCCUGGGUGUUCGUGCUCCCUCAGACUUCACUCAGGCUGCUGCCGCUGCUGUUGCUGCAGCCGCUGCCACAGCCACCGCUACAGCCACGGCAACUGUUGCAGCAAUACAGGAAAAACAGAACCAGGAGCUGAGUUACGGUCAGAUGGCUGGAGCAUCCCCUUAUAGCAACCAGUUCCUGUCGCAUUCGGGCCCCCGUGGCCCCCCAGGAAUAAACCAUGGUGGGAUGGUUCCCUUGAGGCCUGGACUGCCACCGUCCACAGGUAGCUUGUAUCCCUCUCACCCUGCGCAGGCUCAGAGGAUGCCCCAGCACGGAGGCUUCUCAGGCGGUCAGCAAGGCCUCAAACGGCCGUUUCAUUCAGAGGGUUUCCCAGGGCAACAAUACAACUCCGGGGGGAUGCCUGGGUAUUCUAACCAGCCUCUGCAAUACCCCACUGGUCCACAGCAGAGAUGUGCGCCGUCACCUUCUUACCCCUCCAGUCGGAUGCCUCACAUGGUACCAUACACAUCUGGAACCCACAACCCAACGCAGUUCUCUCCUGGUGCCGGCCAGCCCAAUCCUCCGCAGUUUUAUAAGUCAGAGCCUUUUAAUGGCCAGGGCAGCCUACCAUCUGGAGGAGCCGGGGGAUACAAUGCCUUCACACAGGCUGCAGUUAACGGGCCGGGUCGAGGUGCAGUGAUACCUGGAUACCCCAGCUCACCAAUGGGAGGGAAUCCCACCCCGCCAAUGACGCCAGGGAGCUCCAUCCCCCCCUACCUUUCCCCAGGCCAGGACACCAAGCCUCCCUACCUUCCGCUGGACUCCAAAGCCAACAUUAGCACCCAGCAACCCUCUACAGGUAAUCCUAGUGAUGACCUGCGUCUGACAUUCCCGGUCCGAGACGGUGUCGUGUUGGAGCCAUUCCGAUUGGAGCACAAUCUUGCUGUCAGUAACCAUGCGUUCCAGCUCCGAGAUUCUGUCUACAAAACGCUGGUGAUGAGACCAGAUCUGGAGCUGCAGUUCAAAUGUUACCACCAUGAAGACAGGCAGAUGAACACUAACUGGCCUGCCUCUGUGCAGGUCAGCGUUAAUGCAACUCCUCUUUCCAUUGAGAGAGGUGACAACAAAACCUCCCACAAACCCCUGUACCUAAAGCAAGUAUGUCAACCAGGACGCAACACUGUGCAGAUCACUGUGACGGCAUGCUGCUGUUCCCACUUGUUUGUGCUGCAGUUAGUGCACCGACCCUCUGUCAGGUCUGUCCUGCAGGGCCUGAUGAAGAAGAGGCUGCUGCCGGCCGAGCACUGCAUCACCAAGAUAAAGCGAAACUUCAGCAGCGGCACCAUCCCUGGGACCCCUGGUCUAAAUGGAGAGGACGGAGUGGAGCAGACGGCAAUCAAAGUUUCCCUCAAAUGCCCAAUCACGUUCAGACGAAUCCAGCUGCCAGCCAGAGGCCACGACUGCAGGCACAUACAGUGUUUUGACCUGGAGUCUUACUUGCAACUGAACUGCGAAAGAGGGACAUGGAGGUGUCCUGUGUGCAAUAAAACAGCUUUGCUAGAAGGCCUGGAGGUUGACCAGUACAUGCUCGGGAUUCUUGUCUACAUACAGAAUUCUGAUUACGAGGAGAUCACCAUCGACCCAGUGUGUGGCUGGAGGCCAGUGCCGAUCAAACCUGACAUCCACAUAAAGGAGGAGCCCGAUGGUCCGGUCCUGAAACGCUGCCGCACGGUCAGUCCGAGUCACAUGGUCCUGCCGAAUGUGAUGGAAAUGAUCGCAGCUCUGGGACCCGCAUCGUCCCCAUACCAGAGUCUGAGCGCGGGGGGAAGGAACACCCCUGACUACAGCCGGCCAGGAAGCCAGGGAUUCUCGGGCCAAACAGGAUUUCCAGACUUCCCCAACACUCCUGGGACCCCAACGCUCGGAGAGUACACCUCCUCUGGACCACCACCGCCCCUGCCCUACCAGUCUGAGCCGGUUGCCCACACUGGUGGAAUCGAACACUCGCACAGCAUCCUCCAGCAGCACGUAUCCGGAGUCCAUAACAACCAGAGUCUUGGCGAGGCCGGCAGCCCACUAGCACAGAGGAGCUCAGCUACACAGAACCCACGGCUGCAGGGUGAAGGCUCCUUCGGUCUGGGGGGUUCUGGAGGGGAGGGGGCCGACCAUGCUCUAGAUCUUCUUCCUGAGCUGACUAACCCUGAUGAGCUGCUGUCUUACCUGGGACCACCUGACCUCCCAAACAACAGCAGCGAUGACCUGCUGGCGCUUUUUGAAAACAACUGACGUGGAUUCAGCAGGACACAUCAGCUGAAGAGGGUGGCCAGCCCCUGUUUGCACCCACUUUAGUGUGCGUGUGCAUACCAGUGUUUUUGUUUGUCUUUUGUCUUUAAGUGUCCUACUGUACUCUGAAAUCCUUUCAGUGCAGUGUAGAGGUGCAUGAAGGAACAUGGUGAGUGAAGAAAAAAGAGCCUGACUCUGCAGGCCAGCAGUAUAAACACAAGCCUCAGACUGGAGGGGGGGGGGGAUAUGAGAGCGAUGGUUGAAGCUGAAGGAUGCAUACAUUAGCUCUGCUGUAGCUGCUUCAUGUUACGAUAUACAUUUAACAUGUUUUGUGAAAAGCAGCAGGUUCCCAUCUGUAGGUGUGUCACUGCAACUCUAAGACAUCAGUGAACCAAAUGACUAAAUAUCUGUGUUUUUAUACUGAAACAGUGUGAUGAGGGAAACUGACUGCUGGGAUUGUUUUCUGGAACAUGUUUCCUAACAGAAAAUGUUUUUAUAUUUGAAGAUUAAAGGUCCUCACACAUACAGCAACAAGUAAUAUUGAAACAAUAUAUAACACAUUUAUUUGAUUUGUUCGAAGAUGCAUUUCUGUGGUCCAGAAAUCUCUGCGAUGCUCUUCGGCUGACAUGAUGAAGUCAACGAUUAAAUAUAAGCUCCUUAUGUUUUUUCAAAUCAUGCACCUUAUUGGCUUAUUAACAGUAUGAGAUUUUAAGUAAAAAUACCACAGUAUGGUAUUUACACAAACAUGCACAACAUGAUUUAUUUGGUUUUAUUUUAAACAAAAACACAAUAAAUAGUUUAGUUCUUUGUGCACAGAAUAAUAUAGCGAGUUGUCUACCGUUACCACUCCUGUUUAGUCCACAUGCUGCCUGUACAAUCACCUUUGUGUGAGCCUUGGUGGUGUGCAGAGCUGGACAUAAAGGGGUGAUGAACCAGACAAUGCUUUCAUUAGCCGCAAUCGGCUAUUGGUUGGCUUUUAUUCCUCUCACAGCCAAACAUUAGACUUUUUAAAGGUAUCAACAUUCAUCUUCAAUGGCAAAUAGGGGAAUAAAAACCUGCCUUAUAGAUCGUUUUUAUGUGUGAAGAUCUUUAGUUUUCUAUGGCAUUUCAUGGUAUUUUUAUUGCAUCAAAGAUAUAAAAAUCAAAACCAACAUCA
Messenger RNA from Girardinichthys multiradiatus, 4379 nucleotides. It is a transcript of the gene zmiz2, whose product is annotated as zinc finger, MIZ-type containing 2. Gene Ontology annotation, biological process: regulation of transcription by RNA polymerase II; protein sumoylation. The transcript has 20 exons. NCBI's taxonomy places the organism in Eukaryota, Metazoa, Chordata, Actinopteri, Cyprinodontiformes, Goodeidae. Gene Ontology annotation, molecular function: SUMO ligase activity; zinc ion binding. The record is from RefSeq and is a predicted model, not a curated record. Bases 566 to 3226 code for a protein of 886 amino acids.